Messenger RNA from Cyprinodon tularosa, 15899 nucleotides. It is a transcript of the gene cacna1ab, whose product is annotated as calcium channel, voltage-dependent, P/Q type, alpha 1A subunit, b. Gene Ontology annotation, biological process: calcium ion import across plasma membrane; chemical synaptic transmission. NCBI's taxonomy places the organism in Eukaryota, Metazoa, Chordata, Actinopteri, Cyprinodontiformes, Cyprinodontidae. The coding region runs from base 291 to 7979 and encodes 2562 amino acids. Gene Ontology annotation, cellular component: neuronal cell body; membrane; voltage-gated calcium channel complex. Gene Ontology annotation, molecular function: high voltage-gated calcium channel activity. The transcript has 54 exons. The record is from RefSeq and is a predicted model, not a curated record.
GUUCUGUCGGAUUCUACCAAUCAGUUUGCAUCUCGUUUCCCGUCAGCUGCUCCUGAUUUCCGCCGGGAUGUUCUCGCACUGAACAUGGAGUUUCCCCGUCCUCUGCUGCUGGAUGUCUCCCCUCUUCUUCUCUACCCGUCCACUUCUCCCAGCACCGCUGACUGGUCCCCAUCUGUCUCUGCCUCACAGCCCAGCGGUGUUUCGGGGCUCCCGCAGACCCGGUGGGCGGCUCUGGGCUCCCAGGAGCCAGCGGGACUGCACCGAUAGCCGAGCACCUGACAGACAGGUCCAUGCUUUCCCCUCUCUAUCAGGACCAUGGGGGCUCAGUGGUGUGGCCUCACACUUUCUCAUGCUCCUCUUCCUCUCAGGGCCUCCAUCGCGAGUUAUGCUACAGUUCUCCUCGGAUCAGUGGGAGCAGCCCUGGCCCCAACCCCACCUACUAUCAUGCUGUUUAUGACGUUAAGGUGGAGGAGUACAGUGAGCUGCCCUUCUCCGGUGGAGAAAGUGUGGAUGGUGAUCCCUUUGGGCAGGUUAAUUUGCCCCUUGCUACCAGCAACAAUGACCCAACAGUCCCACUCAUUCGUCGGAGAGGAGGAACGGUGGAUUACCGGGACGUCAUCUUGGCCCACCAAGCACAUAAGAUGCACAACACACCACAAGCCAAGAGGAAACAGUGGGAAAUGGCGCGCUUUGGAGACGAGCUACCCAACAGGUACGGAGGAGGAGGAGGUGGUGGUGGCGGUGGUGGCGGGGGUGCCGGCGGACAAGGGGGGCCCGGCCGCGGCGGCAGCAGGCAAGGUGGGCCCCCCGGAGCGCAGCGGAUGUACAAGCAGUCGAUGGCCCAGAGAGCCCGGACCAUGGCCCUGUACAACCCCAUACCCGUCCGGCAGAGCUGCCUAACGGUCAACCGCUCCCUCUUCCUCUUCAGUGAAGACAACGUGGUGAGGAAGUACGCCAAAAAGAUCACCGAAUGGCCUCCAUUUGAAUGGAUGAUCCUCACCACCAUCAUAGCAAACUGCAUUGUCCUAGCCCUGGAACAGCACCUUCCUGAUGGAGACAAGACGCCAUUGUCCGAAAGACUGGAAGAGACAGAGCCCUAUUUUAUAGCCAUCUUCUGUUUUGAGUCUGGAAUCAAGAUCCUUGCUUUGGGGUUUGCGUUACAUAAGGGCUCCUAUCUAAGGAAUGGAUGGAAUGUCAUGGACUUUGUGGUCGUCCUCACCGGGAUUCUGUCAUCUGUUGGGUCACAACUUGAUCUGAGGACACUUCGAGCUGUCAGGGUGCUUCGGCCUCUUAAACUGGUGUCUGGAAUUCCCAGUCUGCAAGUGGUCCUAAAGUCCAUAAUGAAGGCCAUGAUCCCCUUGCUUCAGAUUGGCCUGCUGUUGUUCGUGGCUAUCCUUAUGUUCGCCAUCAUUGGCUUGGAGUUCUACAUGGGCAAAUUCCAUACAACAUGCUAUGAUCAAGUUACACGAGAGAUAGUGGAGGAACGUCCGUGUGGUAACCAUACUCCUUCCAGGCUGUGCCCCAAUGGUUCAAAAUGUGAUUCUGGCUGGAUUGGACCAAACUAUGGCAUCACCCAGUUUGACAACAUCCUGUUCGCUGUUCUCACAGUCUUCCAGUGCAUCACAAUGGAAGGAUGGACAGACAUGCUCUACUACAGCAAUGACGUAGAGGGCAGCAUGUGGAACUGGAUGUAUUACAUCCCCCUUAUCAUCAUUGGCUCCUUCUUUAUGCUCAACCUGGUGCUGGGUGUACUUUCAGGUGAAUUUGCCAAAGAGAGGGAACGGGUGGAAAACAGGAGUGAGUUCCUGAAGCUGAGGCGACAGCAGCAGAUCGAGAGAGAGCUUAAUGGAUAUUUGGAGUGGAUCUGCAAAGCAGAGGAGGUAAUUCUGGCAGAAGAAGAUGCCACCGGAAACUUUGAUGGUUCGAGACGAAGGCCAACUAUCAAAACCAGAAAUAACAAAACAGAGCUGCUAAAUCAAGAGGAAGGAGAAGACAACAUAGGAGAUGCAGUAGGCUUCGCUCGCUCUAGCAUUAAGAGCGGUAAGGACGGCUCUAACUACAGCAAAAAAGAGCGCCGAUUGCGAUUCUUCAUCAGGAAGAUAGUGAAGACACAGGCUUUCUAUUGGACAGUGCUCUGCCUUGUGGGCCUCAACACCAUCUGUGUGGCCGUGGUGCAUUACGACCAGCCGGAGCUUCUUUCCGACUUUCUCUUCUAUGCAGAGUUCAUAUUCCUCGGUUUGUUCAUGUCUGAGAUGCUGAUCAAGAUGUAUGGUCUGGGCAUCCAGCCCUACUUCCACUCGUCAUUUAACUGCUUCGACUGUGUGGUAAUUGUUGGCAGCAUCUUUGAGGUUGUGUGGUCCACCAUAAAACCAGGCACGUCAUUCGGCAUCAGUGUGUUACGAGCUCUCAGGCUGCUGCGCAUCUUUAAAGUUACCAAGUACUGGGCGCCACUUAGAAACCUGGUGGUUUCUCUCUUGAACUCCAUGAAGUCCAUUGUCAGCUUGCUCUUCCUCCUCUUCCUCUUUAUUGUGGUCUUUGCUUUGUUGGGGAUGCAGCUUUUUGGAGGACAAUUCAACUUUGAAAGUGGAACCCCGCCGACCAAUUUUGAUACUUUUGCAGCAGCAAUCAUGACUGUGUUUCAGAUCCUGACAGGAGAGGAUUGGAAUAUGGUGAUGUACGAUGGCAUUGAGUCACAGGGAGGAGUAAACGACAAAGGAAUGGUGUUCUCCAUCUUUUUCAUUGUCCUCACACUAUUUGGCAACUACACACUGCUGAAUGUCUUCUUGGCUAUCGCUGUUGACAAUCUGGCUAACGCCCAAGAGCUUACCAAGGACGAAGAAGAACAAGAAGAGGCAGCAAAUCAAAAGACAGCACUACAGAAGGCUAAGGAAGUGGCAGAGGUUAGCCCGCUAUCUGCUGCAAACCUGUCAAUUGCUGCAAAGGAGCAGCAGAAGAACCACAUCAAGGGUAAUAAGUCUGUGUGGGAGCAGAGAACCAGUGAGAUUCGGCGCCAGAACCUGAUGUCAAGCCGUGAGGUGCUCUACAAUGAGCUGGAACAGGAUGACUGGAAGGUGGGAGGCGAGGGAGAAGAGGUGUCGUUCCCACGGAAAGCACGUGGCGACGUGAAAACACACUUGGACAGACCUUUGGUAGUAAACCCACAGGACAAUCGAAACAACAACACCAACAAGACCCAACCUGGAGAGCUGCCUCUGGAUCAGCAGUAUCGACGCCAGGAUAUUGAUCACCGCCGGCGUGCUGCUCACCACUGUCACUACCACCACCAUCGCCAUCAGAAACCCACUAACCCGAGCACUGUAGAUACAAGCCAGCUUAUGGAAACCAACUUGGGGCAUGGUUUUAGCUGCACAUCUUUGGGUAACAUAGAAGAAAAUCCGGAACGGCAACUGGAUGAAGAGAAGAACAACCACCGGAGUCAUCGGGGCCAUCGGCACAGGAACAGAGAGUGCAGGGAGUCUCACAGCAUUUCUCCGCAUCAUAGUGAAGGUGCCGAGGGUAGUGGUGAGGCAAGGAGGUGUAGACAGCACCGCAGAGCAGCCAGGGAGGGAGACGAGUGCAGAAAACAUCUAUGUAGGGCAGCAGAGGGAGAUGGUGAGAAAAGCGGAGAGGAGGGUGGACAGAAGACAAGACGACAUCGACACUGCAACCAGGAGAGAUGCAGAGGACACCGUGUCAGAAAGGAGCACCACAGCACCUGUCAAAGCCUCUCAACUACACGACCAAUACAACAGUAUAACGAAGACCUUGAUAACUUUCGCAACAACAGCAAGCUUGCCAGUGCCAAUGAGCACCCCUAUGACCUUCCUCCUGAUCACCCCGAUCAUCCGGACCACCUCAACAACCUGCUGAACUGCCAUGAUGCUGACACUCACACCCUGCUUCACAGCAUGGACAGCCUGAUCCUAACCAGCAUGGCAAAGCCCGACUACACAGCGAUAGACAUGCCUCCUGUUUACCCCUAUCCUUCUACCAAUGCAAUCUUGCAAGUGAACAAGAACGCCAAUACAGACCAAAAGAAAAGCGAGGAGAAGAAGGAAGAGGAGGAUGAGGGUGAAGAUGAAGAUGGCCCUAAACGCAUGCCUCCCUAUAGCUCUUGUUUCAUAAUGUCUACCACCAACCCGUUUCGCAAGUGCUGUCACUACAUUCUUACUCUGAAGUAUUUUGAGUUCAGCAUCCUGUCAGUCAUUGCUAUGAGCAGCAUUGCCCUUGCAGCAGAAGACCCCGUCAAGCCUGACUCACCACGGAACAAUGUGCUGCGUUAUUUUGACUACGUUUUCACAGGGGUCUUCACAUUUGAAAUGUUGAUCAAGAUGGUGGUACUCGGCUUGUUUCUCCACCAAGGGUCUUACUUUCGUGACUUGUGGAACAUUCUGGACUUUAUAGUGGUUAGUGGUGCUCUGGUGGCCUUCGCCUUCACGCCGAGCAGCACCCGGGGGAGCAGCAAAGGCAAAGACAUCAGUACAAUCAAAUCCCUGCGUGUGCUGAGGGUGCUGCGUCCACUUAAAACCAUCAAGCGUCUCCCAAAGUUAAAGGCAGUUUUUGACUGUGUGGUGAACUCCUUGAAGAAUGUGUUGAAUAUCUUGAUUGUCUACAUGCUCUUCAUGUUCAUCUUCGCUGUCGUGGCUGUGCAGCUGUUUAAGGGCCGCUUCUUCUACUGCACAGAUGAAUCCAAAGAGUUUGCACGGGACUGCAGGGGCGAAUAUUUAGUCUAUGAAAAAGAAGAGGUAAAAGCUGAGAAGCGGGAAUGGAAGAAGUACGAUUUUCACUACGACAACGUGGCUUGGGCCUUGCUCACCCUCUUCACCGUCUCCACCGGAGAGGGGUGGCCACAGGUGCUAAAGCACUCAGUGGACUCCACUUAUGAGGAUCAGGGCCCAAGCCCGGGAUACAGGAUGGAAACGUCCAUCUUUUACGUGGUGUACUUCGUUGUCUUCCCUUUCUUCUUUGUAAACAUCUUUGUGGCUCUCAUCAUCAUCACCUUCCAGGAACAAGGGGAUAAGAUGAUGGAGGACUACAGCUUAGAAAAAAACGAAAGAGCCUGUAUAGAUUUUGCUAUUAAUGCCAGACCUCUGACUCGCCACAUGCCAAAGAACAAACUGAGCUUCCAGUAUCGCAUGUGGCAUUUUGUUGUGUCCCCUCCCUUCGAGUACAGCAUCAUGGCUCUGAUUGCACUCAACACAAUAGUCCUAAUGAUGAAGUUUCAAGGUGCAUCACAAAGUUACGAUAAUGUGCUAAAGUAUCUAAACAUUGUGUUCACCACCUUUUUCUUUAUGGAAUCUAUACUGAAAAUCAUUGCUUUUGGUCCUUUGAAUUACUUCAGAGAUGCCUGGAACGUUUUUGAUUUUGUCUCAGUCAUUGGAAGCAUUACUGAUAUAUUGGUAACAGAGUUUUGGAAUCUGAAUAAUUUCAUCAACUUGAGCUUCCUGAGGCUUUUUAGAGCAGCUCGCCUCAUUAAGCUCCUGAGACAGGGGGAAACAAUCCGGAUCUUAUUAUGGACAUUUGUCCAGUCCUUUAAGGCUCUGCCAUAUGUGUGUCUACUCAUUGCCAUGCUGUUCUUCAUCUACGCAAUCAUCGGCAUGCAGUUGUUUGGAAACAUAGCUAUUGAUGAGGAGGAAGAAAGUGCCAUUGAUGAGCACAACAACUUCAGAACCUUCAUUAUGGCCCUAAUGCUGCUAUUCAGGAGUGCUACAGGUGAGGCGUGGCAUGAGAUCAUGCUGGCGUGCCUGGGAGAGAAAAAAUGUGACCCAGACUCAGGAAACACAGGGAAGGAGUGUGGCAGCGUAUUCGCCUACACCUAUUUUGUCUCCUUUAUUUUCCUCUGCUCCUUCCUGAUGCUCAAUCUCUUUGUGGCUGUCAUCAUGGACAAUUUUGAGUACUUGACCAGAGACUCGUCUAUCCUGGGCCCCCACCAUUUAGACGAAUAUGUAAGAAUAUGGGCUGAGUACGACCCAGCUGCCUGCGGGCGCAUACAUUAUAAGGAUAUGUACAGUUUAUUACGAGUUAUCUCCCCUCCUCUGGGUCUUGGCAAGAAAUGCCCACAUAGGGUGGCCUGCAAGAGGCUACUUCGCAUGGAUCUACCGGUCGCUGAUGACAACACAGUGCAUUUUAACUCCACCCUCAUGGCUCUGAUCAGGACAGCACUGGAUAUAAAGAUUGCCAAGGGUGGUGCAGAUAAGCACCAGAUGGAUGCAGAGCUGAGAAAAGAGAUGAUGGCUAUCUGGCCAAAUUUAUCACAGAAGACUCUGGACCUGCUGGUUACUCCGCACAAGGCAGCCACAGACUUGACAGUGGGCAAAAUCUACGCUGCCAUGAUGAUCAUGGAAUACUACAGACAGAGCAAGACCAAAAAGAUGCAGGCCCUGCGAGAGGAACAGUGCUCCUCCCUUCCUAACCGAACGCCAUUAAUGUUUCAGCGCAUGGAGGCACCCUCUGAGGGAGGGGGUUUGGACAACCAGGGGGGGCAAGGCCAGAACGGUCUCCCCAGCACUCAACCAGACAACAUCAACAGCAUACCUCCCGAAGGUGGUUUGAGUGAAAGCCAAUCAUGGAUGACGGCUAAAGCACAGGAAAUGUUCCAAAAGACUGGUAACUGGAGCCCUGACCACCCCUAUCCUGAUGACGUCCACGAAAACCGCCAUAAUCCCCAGACUGUAGAGAUGAGGGAGAUGGGGCGGGACGGGUACUCCGACACUGAGCCCUAUCACCCAAUGGAUGGGCAUGGGCGGACCCUUUCCAUGCCCCGCCUCUCGGCAGACAACCAACGGAGGAGACACAGACCCCGCGGAAAUAACCUCAGUACCAUUACUGACAACAGUCCAAUGCGUCGCUCUACCUCCAGUCUGGUCCACGGGCGUUCAGGUCGUGGAGUGAGGCUGGAUGACUACUCUUUGGAGAGGGUGGUGUCUGAGGAGGCGAGACACGGCGGUGGGCGCAGGCACAGGGACAGAAGUCAUCGCACUUCACAGCGAUCACUAACCAGAUAUACAGACGCUGACACAGGUCUGGGCACAGACCUCAGCACCACUACACAGUCAGGUGAUCUGCCUCCCAAAGAGCGGGAGAGAGACCGUGGGCGCACCAAGGACCGGCGUCAUCACCACCACCAUCACCGUCAUCACAGCUCAAUGGACAAGGAGCGCUAUGACCGCCAUGAAUACCAACAUAGGCACCCCCAUGACCGCCACUGGUCCCGGUCUCCUAGUGAGGGGCCUGACGGAAGAGGUCACAGACAGGGCAGUAGCUCGGUAAGCGGCAGCCCGGUCCCAUCCACCUCGGGGACCAGCACUCCAAGGAGAGGCCGCCGCCAGCUACCACAGACUCCUGCUGUCCCACGUCCACAUGUCACCUACUCCCCCGCUGUCCGAAAGCCUCUAUACGGCCCCCCAGGCCCAGGCCGACUGCGCUCACCCUCCCCUCGACACUUCUCCCCACCAGAUCAUGACAGAGGCUACCACCAACGACCCCCGUCACGUCACGCCUCUCCGCACCAUGGCGGAUCCUCGUCCAGGCACGGUUCACCACGCUCACCUCGACAUCAGUCACCGCACUCGCCACUCCACGGGUCACCUCGGUCUCCACACCGAAACCGCUGGAGCGGUCCUCCUCCAGGGGACAGCCUAGAGGGCGACGGACCCUUCUAUGAGAGAGAUUAUGAGUACGAGCGGCACCAUGAGCCUCCGGCCUAUGAGCAAAGCCUCUCUCAUGGCAACCCUCAUUCACAUGGAGGAAAUCCACACCCACAUCCGCGCUCACCAAGGACUGCUCGUCAUGGGCCCCCUCCACCCCCUCACCCACAUCCGCGUAGGGUUCCUAAUGGCUACCGCUCAUCCUCGCCUUCCCCACAAAGGAGGGGACCACCUGGGGCAGCUCCACCCCACCACCGACCACCUCAUCCCAGAGGGCCCCGCAAGGGUCUCCACGAACCUUACAGUGAGACUGAUGAGGAUGACUGGUGCUAGCAAAAGCAUUAGACACAGACAGCAGAGGAGAAUAAGAACCACAACCUCCGGUGCUCGGAUAUAUAUGUAAACUUUUUAAAAUGUGAUGGCAAAAGUUUUGAGACCCCCUACCUUCCACCUUUAGACUCUAAAAAGAUGCAGGGGUGGAGGUAGAAGGGCAAUGGUGCUGCUAGGAGCCUUUUACACAUUUCUUUCUUCCAAAAGAUCAAAUCUUUGACAGAGCAGCACAUGGUUAUCCUAAUACCAUGGAAGUCCUGAUAACAUAGGCAUGGCCAGGGCACAGUUUACCUCUGGCUCCCUCAGUCUCAGAACUGUUCUUCCCAUAACUAACCCUACGGUACAGUUCAAAGGGAAAAGAGAGUUGAGGGAACAGAGAUCCAAGGAGGAGCUUGAGGUUCUAAAACAGUGUGACGUGAUCGUUUCCAGGCCUUACAGCACUUUGCUCGGACCGGCAUUAGAUCUAACAGAUGUGUUCAACCUCUCAGACUACCCAGACUACUUCAGAAAUAAGCUUGAAUGAUGAGUACAACGCUUAGACUCUGCUCUAAAACAAAACGUUUAAAAAAAAGAACGAUAAGGUAGUAAAAAGCCAGGAUUCCCCCACUAACCCUUACAUGCCAAGCUAUGCCUCCAGAAAAUGAAACUUGAACAAUGAAGAAGACAGUUACACUUCACAUGACAGUGAAAACUUCAAAAAGGGAGUACUUUUACUUUGUCUUUAAUUAUCUCUCUGUGUCCAAGGGGACAGAACUUAUGAAGCUCCGCCUAUACUGCAAAACCCAGCCAAUCACACGGCAGGCUGAUAUUGAUGAGUUUUAUCAUCUCUGUUUACUGUUAUGGACUUGCCUAAUGGGGAUGGAAAUGUUGUGACAUCACUUCCUGUCCAGAUGGCAGUGGACGGAAAGUGGUAAGGCCCAAGGUGGGCUAGAUUUCUGUCAAAGAGCACCGGAGGGAUGGGCCCAGGUUACUAGAGAAGGGAUCUGGUCACAUUGGCAUUCUUUCCCUGCUCUAUUGAUCGACCCAGCAUCGGAGAACGAAGACCUGACAGGAAAUGACAUCAUGCAGUUGAACAUGGCGGAGGAUAAGAAACGAGGGAUGGGAGGGGGGGGAACAGACCAAUUUCUUCAGUAUUUCUUCUAUCAAUUACUUCUCCUUGUUCUUCUUCGGACAUUUGGAGCUUGGUUCUUCUGUUGCAUUCGCUCAGCCUCCUUUGAUCUUUUUCAAAGUCCAAAAAUUGGAUGGAAACCUGCAUGAUUGAUAUAAUCCAUAGUAGAGUGGAAAUCUAAGUGGUGUGGUGGGAGUGGGACCUGGGGGGCUUUAUACGAAACUUAACAUUUAGGUUUGAAAAAGAAGUUAACUUCUAUCAGACUCUCUCUCUUUCUGUGUGUCUCUCUGAAACCUGUCAAAAGUCAUUUUUAUAUAUACUUAUUUUGUUUGUUUUUUUUACCUGAUACAGACUUUAACAGAUUUAAAAGUAUUUUAUCUGUCUCUGUUUUCUGUUGAAAGCUCAGUUUCUGCAACGUGUCAAGAGACAAAAAAAAAACUACUUUACAGGGUCCCACUAGUGUCCUGUGUUUUAAGUAAUCGAAGGGGGAGAGAGAGGAAGGAUAGAAGGGAACUUCUACCACACUUAAGUUGCUCUUAUUGAUGAUAUCAGAAAUUAAUGAUGAUUAUUAUUUUUUAUUUCAAUGCAAAUGAGUGACAAUGAUGAUACCGGUAACGAUUGACUAAUGAGUGUUAGAACUGUUGCUGUAGACUUUCUGUCAUGUUUAAUGGAGCUCAGACGAGCUAUGUCCAUUUAGCUUUCACAUUCCUUAUGUUAAUAUCCCGUGCUCAGUGAUGUUUACCGGGUUCCUGAUGCCUUUGUGCAAUAUUUUUUGGGCAACGAUGGUUUUACAAACACUCACUUAGCAGUGUUGCGUGUUGUAACGCACCGCUAAGUGAAGAUGCAUUCUCUCUCCGGAACAGUCAGGGCAGAAGUCAGGGGAAUCUCAGUAUCCUGUCUUGCAGUCACCCACAGGAUCUCCUCAAGCCAACCCAAAGAUCAGUAACUGGUGUUUAGAGUGGAGGAGUACAACUCAUUGAGAAUGUGUGAGCUAAUUUUACAUGGUUCUCCCUGUAGGGUUGACCUCCGACCUAUUGCCCCAUUAAUAAAGCCGUUUUUUUGGCUUUAUAGUUUAGGAUUAGUUGCCAGCACUGAGUAGUAUUGAUAGUCCAAGGUUGGUGUCAGUGAGAUGGUGUUUUUGCCACCACAGUGCAGUUAUCAGCACCCAAUUUUUACCCUGCCUUCGCCCUGUACUGGACAGUGUUUUCUUUUGGCCACAUUCUAAUCUCUUCUAAUCUUGCAAUCAACUUUCAAGUAACUCUAAAGUCGUAAUGAAUAGAAAUCAGAUCCUUUGUCAGGAAAACACUGAUGUGCCCUGAGAGCUGCCGUAUCGUAUUUUUCCAUUUGUCACGCCAUCCCCGCCCCCCAACCUUUUCUGGGAAGACACCCCUGCCCAGUGAAGUGAGUUUGUAGCAAAUCUACAUAAUCUGCCCAUAAAAUGCUUAAGAAACCACCAAUUUAGCUUUAGUUUAUCUUAGCUUGACGUCAGUUAGUUUGCUUUAACAUCUGGGCAUUUAGCUUUUUAAAGAUCGACUCUAGACCAUGGAAUAAAAACACCUUCGAAAAAUAUAUUUCAUCCCUUACUGCUACGAGGAUCGACAGUUACUGAAUGAUCAAGAAUUCUAGAAUAAUAGAAUAGAGCAUAGAUUAAAAGAUAGUUUAUUACUUAAAGAUUAACAUAGAAAUAUUGUAGAUGUAGUUAUAAAUGAAAUAUAAAACAUAGAGAUUCAGAUAUUGAUUUAUUUUGCAUACUAAUGCUACUUUUGUUUUUCAUGCAAUUGCAGAAAUCCAAGACAAAACACAAAACACACAUUUUGACUCUAUGCAGACCUCAUGUGCAUCAUCUACAGGGGUGACCGGCGGCCAUAAGUGCUGCAUAAUGGAACAGGAAUCUGCAUGUAGGAGUUAAUGUUAACACUGAUACCCCUUUUUCACCUUGUCAUCACACCCACAGUGAAUUUUCCUUUUUAUUUACAGUUGUUGCUGCCUUUUUUCUUUUUAUUUAGCCCUUCCGUGGCGGAUCCCUUCUCCCAGUUCAAAUUUCUGCUUUCAUAUGAUCUGAUGCCCUCCAGGCUAUUAUUUUUGAGCAUUGUAGGGUAAAUUGGAUUGUGGUUAUUUAUUUAUUUUUUGUCAGUUCAGUGGAAGGAAAGGGGUGCUUAUUGUAGAACCUUUUGGUCUCACCUUACAAGAAGUUACAGCAGGUGAGGAUGGUUUUCCACAGCCCCCUACAGAGCCACAGUGCCUUCUGUAUCUCAAUCAUAUUCAUCACCCCGACUCCCCCCACACAGUUGCUCUCGUCGGUCCCCUCCCCCUUGUGUAGUAGAUGUGUCAAACACACUACGCCUUAAAAUCAAAUCUCACCGGCUCCCACGCUAGCAUUUGAAACAGGGAGAGUGAUGAUUUUGAAACUGGGCCACGGUCAGGACAAGGUGCAGAGGCAAAGCUUGAUGCACAUUCAGAAUGGGCAGAACUAUUUUAACCUCCCAUUCAGGCACUCUGUUUUCUAACAGCUACAAAGAAAAACCAUAAGAGACCUUCAUAGUUUCAAUCUUAGCCUUGGUGGAUUUGACUUUUUAAGACUCAGCGGCCAAUGCUUCCAGAUCUUACUAGCUGGCUAGCCCCUUUGGCUUAGGCAUGGCACCAAUUUAUGUCCAUCCUACAGUUAUCCUUUGUACAGUUUCAGAUGAUGUAGUUAGAGGUUUUCAGAGGUGCAAAGCUUCUUGCUUACUUCUCAGGUCCCUCUAGAGCUAGGUAGCUAGUUAGAUUACAUAGGGGAGAAACCGCUACAGAACAGGCAGCUCUCAGAUUAAGUUAUCGUAUGGUUUUACUUGGCAUGGUAUCUUAUCAUUCUCACCCCUCUCCUUUCACCACAUGUACGUUACACACCUCAUUCUUUAUCAAUCCCAUUAAAAGUCUGCAGAAUCCACCAAAAUGACACAACUUUCAUUUCGGCUCCACUCGCUCGUCCUGAAUUGUAACAGCGAAUUCCAAAAGGCCGACACACAACAUUGCCCUUGUGUGGAAGCAUGUUGUGUGUAUGAGUAUUUUCCUAAACCUUGUCCUGUUUGGGAAACAAAAGCAAACAUCUAAUGUUUGGUUAUGUUUUGCUGUAUAAUAUAAUCAUUUUAUUGAACUCUCUUUAAGGGGGAUGCAACUAUUUCAUCAUCUAACUUUAUAUCUGUUUUCUGUCUAACCCAUGGCUUUUUUUUCCCCCCUUGUGGUGUUAAUAUCUGAGUAUUUUUGUUUCUUUUUCGCCCAUGGGAUUUAGAAAAAACUAACAAACGCAACACCAAUCUUCUCAGUCAGCUGUGAAAUUGUGUCAUUGGGUUAGUUGUAAGGUAACGUGUUGACAAAUACACAAAAAGGGCUCUUUAAAAAAACAAACCACACAGUGGGGAUUAAUGUACAGUAGUGCUGCCAAAAGUUGUGCUUACAGUAUGUAGCUAAAGCCACGCUGUGGUCUCCCCUUUGUACAGCACUAUAUGUGUGCAUGAGUGUGAGUGUGUGAGGAGGCGGUACUUUUUGGGGGGGGCAAAAGAAAAGAGUAGCUGAUGUCGGGGUUCUGUUGUGGGUGGAGGGCGGGGGCCUCAGGUGGGCAUGGCAGUAUAAGGUUAUUUGCUGCCUAUACACAAUUUCACAAUGGCACUGGACCAUUUUUUCAAGCUCACACUCGAGCGCCAUCUUCAACAGACCCUCAUCUACUCCUGCUUUGAGAGGAGCAGGGCUACUGCUGUGACAAGGAGACAUUUAACUCUCUGAAUCUAUGUAUAUAUGUUGUAUUAUUAUCAUUUGGUCAUUUUUGUUCCCAUGCAGAUGAAAUACUGUUUACAUUUUAAAAGGCUGAAGCUGUUUAGUCAAGUAUACCUUACAGGCCAGCUUCACACUAAUGCAAAUAUUAGGAAAAAACAGGUUCCAGCUUAAAUGCAAACAAAAUUAGUCAUGGCUGGAAAACUGGGAUUAAAGUAAACCCACUGUCAUUUUAAUGUAUUUUUAGUUCAGUUUGCAUUUACCCAAUUUUUACCCACUAUAGCUGCAUUUAAGCUAGCACACAAUAUCCAGAGGACCUGGUAGAUUUGUUUUCACACUUUCUCUUUGGUGUUAAUCUGUCUCCAUUAAACUUUAAAUAGAGCCUCAAGGCAUUAAUAAGUGAGAAUAGGAAGGUUUAAUAAAUUUACAGUUGAUCCAAGAAUACCUAUUUAAAUAUUAAAUGUUCAAAGUUGCUGCGUACAAAUAGUGCUAGAGAGGAAAAGGAUAUGUAUGAAAUGAUCAAAAUCUGUUAACUAGCACAGAUUUGGCUUUUGGAUUGAAUAUCAACUCUACUCCCACCUACUGGUACCAAGAUUUGUAUUGCGUUGGUUUUUAUUUAAAUCAAAGAUUCUGUUUUUCAAAAAAUGAAGUUAAAUGGUGGGAACAAAUGUUAACAUAUUCACCAGUUGUAAACUUGCCUUUCUAUACCAUACAUAACAAUGAGAUUAAGUUUUUUUUUUUUUUACCAUUUAAAUGACAGAACUAACAUUCACAAUUAUAAAUUGUUCGCAAACAAAAGUUAUUCAACUUGCAAUCAUAAAAUUCAGAAUUUAAGUUCAUUUUCCCUAACCAGUACAGUAUAACCUCUGUAUUAGUAUGACUUUUGCCAAAUUUAGACAUUUCAGCCCUUGUUGUGUGAGUGAUUUAAAGCAGUCCAUUCACUAUCACGUGUCUCAGUGUGUCCACACGCCAUCAGCUGCAGAAGGUAACCCUCAGUGCCUUACUCUCCACAGGACAUGAUGACUCUUUCCACUCAUCAUUAUCACUGCAUCAUCUUUGUCUUUCACCCUUACUCGCUCAGUUCAUGGGUAAGAACUGUGAGGUUGUGUGUGUGUGAGUGAGAAUCUCUGUGUUGGUGGAUUUGAGAAUGCCUGGUAGAGUGAGAUGUGGAUGAGUCAUUCUGUCACCAUGUCUCAUGUCAUCAAAUGUACAUUUGGCUCUGUAAUUUAUGUGUAUAUAUUCCAUAAAGAUUCUGAAAAACCCACCGUGUUCAUCGUCAUCAAUUAUGUUAUUUUCUAUUUUUUCAUUUCUCUUAUUCAUUCCAGCCCAUUGUGCAUGUUAUACCACUUUUGAACACAAUGUCGCAGGAUUAAACUUUUUUUUGUUUCUGCUCAUCAGUAAGGCAGAGCAGGUAAAGCCUAUUUGAAUAGGUGCUGGUGGUCUUUUUUUUUUUGUGAGGGUCUGUCUGCUACAUGACUUUUUUUCUUAAACUUUAUGAAGCCAAACUGUAGAACUGACAGAUUUUAGUGUCUUUGUUUGUCACCUGCAAUCUAGAAGUCUGAAAAACAGUUUAUUUGAUGUAUAAGGUAUAACAACAUAAGAAGAUAAAAAUUCUACGUUUUUAUGAUAGAAACUGAUUGAUAGAAACUUGAGAGACAGACGUAGCAGGCAUUUGUAUUAUUUUGCAAACUGCUUUGCUCCAAAUGAUUGAAAAUUCAUCUUCAGAGUGGAAUCAAAUCUCUAAAACUAGUUUGGCUCCAUAAACGUACGCAAUCGGUACUUUGUUUCUUACAUGUGGGUUAGAUGUCUCCUGUUGCCUCUGCAUCCCUGAAGGAUCCUCUCUCUAUUUCCAUUUUUUUUUCUUUUCUAUUUGUUUCCAUGAGCUUAGCAGAGACAAGUUGCUUCAGAGGAUUUAUCCUUAGCAUUUCACUCUCAUAGUUGGCAUCAAAGACGCUGCAGGCAGAUCAAUUUAAAAAUACUUCUUAAAAAUUGCCAAAUGUCUUAAAGAACAGAUAAUAUCUAUUAGUUUUGCUCUUGGUAAACUUUAACAACAAAAAAAUCCACGUAGAGAAGGCCUACAGUGUUGAAGCUAAAAUCCAAAAUUAUGUUAAAGUAAAAAAAAGAGUAAAUUGUUUGGAGAGUGAAUUGAAUAUUAUUAAAACAGGUUCAAGUAUUAAAUACAAAUGAUAUUUUUCUGUGAAAAGAUGCAAUGGGAAAAGUCUCUGAAGCAACUGCAAAGUGUCCAUCCCAUGAUAAAGCAUACCAUCCAUUGGUCGACCCAGUAGAAACCGAACCAGUGCCACACUAGAAAAACCAUACAGGAUUCAUUCAGCAAGUUAGGAGAAAAAAGAAAAAAAUACGAGCAUAUAUGGCAAUUUAAGAUAAAAAGAGAAGUAUUUAAUUACAGAUUUGCAUGUGCAAUGUGCAUGCCACUAUGUGGGGUUAACAAAUCAACUUCAGGAACUAAAAAAAGAUAUUCAAUUUAAAGAAAAAAAGGAUAUAUAUGUAAAAAAAAAAAAAAUAUAUAUAUAUAUAUAUAUAGAGAUAGAUGUUUUUAAGAGCAAUGUGUUUCCUUUUCUUCUAUUUUUAAAAACAAAAAAUGUGAAAAAACUUUGCAAAAAAAAAAAAGAUUAAAAAAUAUAUAAUAAAAAAGUUAUGACAAAAAAUGGAAAUGAUUUUGGUGAUGAAAUCAAAGAAUGUUUGUUAUAUUUGCCAGUUCUUUCACUGGGGGGAAACUGCGGGGCAACAAAGUUAGAUAACACUUUACUGUAAGGGGUUUAAAAAAAAAAAAAAGAACAGAGGAUUUUAAACAGUGGGACAAUGCAUACAUAGCUUUUCUUUGAUGAAAAACAAUCCCAUUGAGAGUAAAGAGUUGCCUGAAACUGAAUCUGGUGAUGUUAUUCCCAUUUAUUCUGGCUAUGAAGUCCCUUCUUUUUCUCCCUUUCUUUGACCAUCUCUUUCUCUUCCUCAGUUUCUUUCUCUAUCCUGCUGUUUCUAAGAGUGCAUUUUGUAAUUUAAAACUGAAUUCUUCCUAAAGAACCAGAAUAAACCAGAGAGAAUGCAUUAUA